AGAUUCGUAAUUUUCACUUAAUAAAUAAGGAUAAUGAGAUAGAAUCACGAUUUGGCUUGUAACUUUAAAAAUUUUAGAUUAACGAUAGUUACUGUGUUUGCAACAUUUUUAUCAACCUUCUUUUUUGGUCCAAUCUAUGCAAAGGUAACUCUUCAACAGCAGAAUGGAAUGGAGAGAGCCAAUUAAAACAGAAACUAGUAUUGGAAAAGAAAAGGAAAAGGAGUGAAAUAAAAUAAAAUGAAGGGAUGGUAAUUGGAUAACGGACGUUAUCCAAGGUAAGGCAUCCUCAAUGCGGUUGAGCAUGACUGCUCCACAUCAGCAGCAUGAUCAGCCACGUGGCCAAGUUCAGCCUAUCCAAAUGUUGUAUCAGAUUGCAGCAUCUUUCCCUUCUCACGCAGACCAAUCAGAGAUCACAAGCAACGGCAAUCCCAGUUGGCAAGCCCACAUCCACCAGAAUAAGCUUUUAGUUGGGAGUAUCCGUGCAUCAACUUCUCCCUCCCAUAGUCCCCAUUUCUCGUCAUCAUAUCAGUAUCUGGACGGGGUAUCAAAUCUCAGGGCACGGUCAAAUGGCUUCUCUUGCAGCCUCCACUGCUGCUGCCUCUCUGGGCGUCUCUGAAAUGCUCGGAAACCCUCUGAACUUCACCAGCUCUUCAAGGUGCGCUCCUUCUCCUUCUAACACCGCCAGUUUCAAGACUGUUGCCCUUUUCUCGAAGAAGAAAGCUGCUGCAAAGCCCAAGCCUGCGGCCGACUCUUCAUUGGACGACGAGCUCGCCAAGUGGUAUGGACCUGACAGAAGAAUUUUCCUGCCCGAGGGGCUCUUAGACAGAUCAGAAAUCCCCGAGUACUUGACAGGAGAAGUUCCUGGAGAUUACGGAUAUGAUCCUUUUGGCCUCAGCAAGAAGCCAGAAAACUUUGCCAAAUAUCAAGCAUAUGAGCUUAUUCACGGCCGCUGGGCCAUGCUUGGUGCUGCUGGCUUUGUUAUCCCUGAAGCCUUAAACAAAUUUGGGGCCAAUUGCGGCCCUGAAGCUGUUUGGUUCAAGACUGGGGCUCUACUCCUCGACGGCAACACAUUGAAUUACUUUGGAAAGAACAUUCCCAUUAAUCUUGCAUUUGCUGUCAUUUUUGAGGUUGUUCUUGUCGGUGGUGCUGAGUACUACAGAAUAACCAAUGCACUGGAUCUAGAGGACAAGCUUCACCCAGGGGGUCCUUUCGAUCCAUUGGGACUUGCCAAGGACCCUGACCAGUUUGCCCUCCUAAAGGUGAAAGAGAUCAAGAACGGUAGACUGGCCAUGUUUGCAAUGCUUGGUUUCUUCAUCCAAGCUUAUGUCACUGGACAGGGUCCCGUUGAAAACCUUGCAGCUCAUUUAAGCGAUCCCUUCGGUAAUAAUUUGCUCACUGUCAUAGCCGGAACUGCUGAAAGAGCUCCGACCCUGUAAUUCCUUCUUUUGAUUUGUCGUUCUAAUCGUCCGCGAACAGAAAAUCUAUGAAAUGUACAAUUUGAUGGGACAUUACAAGGCAGUCAGCCAUUUUCGAACCCUGUAAUUGGAAACCAUUUUUCAGUUUAUACGGCGUGCAAUCCUUGCUCCUUGGUCUA
This is a messenger RNA of Coffea arabica (coffee), 1594 nucleotides long. RefSeq names its product chlorophyll a-b binding protein CP26, chloroplastic. NCBI's taxonomy places the organism in Eukaryota, Viridiplantae, Streptophyta, Magnoliopsida, Gentianales, Rubiaceae. Gene Ontology annotation, cellular component: membrane. The record is from RefSeq and is a predicted model, not a curated record. Gene Ontology annotation, biological process: photosynthesis, light harvesting.